UGUUAAGAGUCGAGUAUGAUGGCCUUUGGCUGGCGAAGAGUAUGCGUGUUCAGACUGGGGAAUGGUCGAUCAGAUCCUACGAACGUAUGGCACAACAGAAGUGAGAUCAGAUGCCUUAGCGGUCGGGAAUGAAGGAGGGAGGAGAAGGGGGUGUUGGGUACAACGGAUGCAGAUCCUUGAACUGUCGAACAACUUUUUAUAUGGAUUUGCAGGCAAUAAACUCUUACAUAAAUGACGACGCCUCCCUGAUGAGCCCUAUUCGUUCUAGAACCAGCUUGUAUCCGUCCGCAAAACUCGCAUAUCUUCGUCUCGAGCUACCUGAGUCUCAGAUCGAAUCUUCUCCCUUGGUCAAGCGGAAGCGCCAGUGUAUAUGUGUCAAAUUUUCUUUCAGAGUAAGAAGUGGGAUGCAUACCCGUGCCUCAAAAUGUGGAAGACCAAAUCAAUCAGGAAGAUGCUUCCGCCUCAAUAUUCGAUCUCUGGUCAAAGUCCGUCCCAGAUCAGCUGGUCCGACAGGACUACAGGGUUCUGCUGAGUCGGAAAACUACGCUUCUGCGCGUUGCCCCCUGCAACAAGUGUGCCAUGCGUGCCCAUAGUUUCUCCAUGAGCAUUCGUCCUUUUCCGCCUAAGUUGGGCCUGAUACUCGCCUUCGUCGACUCGUUAUGCUGCGCCUCAAUCGAACGAGUCCUCUCGAUUUUUAUUUCCUCCCUCCGUUGGAGUCAUUUGAAGCUAGAGACGCGACCGCGCUUAGAGUUGGAUCCAAGGAGUGGGACUGGCCAGAGCUGUGGUAUGAACGUGUGCACCCGUUGAGCCUGGAAGAUCGGAAAUUCGUUCUAUUACAGGGGAGAUACGGCUAAUUAAGUCGUAUUGCUUUCCUCC
Molecule: messenger RNA, 876 nt
Organism: Cantharellus anzutake
Lineage: Eukaryota; Fungi; Basidiomycota; Agaricomycetes; Cantharellales; Hydnaceae
Exons: 3
Coding region: 129-593 (154 amino acids)
Source: RefSeq, a predicted model, not a curated record